GAUUUGUGGCUGUGGAUACAGAGUUUGUUCGGGAAACAACAUAUUAUUCUCAGCUAUGCCUUAUUCAGGUGGCAGGGCAAAACGAAGAAGCACUCAUUGAUGUUUUAAGCCCUGAUUUAGAGAUGGAUGCUUUGAAAGAAUUGAUGUUUGCACCAAACAUUAUCAAAGUUUUUCAUUCUGCACGCCAGGAUUUGGAAAUUUUCUACACCUUAUGGGGAAAAGUUCCAGAGCCUCUGUUUGAUACACAAAUUGCGGCACAAGUUUGUGGUUUUGCUGAAUCGGUAGGGUAUGAGUCUUUGGUCAACAAUUACCUGAAAGAAGCCUUAGAUAAAUCUUCCCGUUUAACGGAUUGGUCUAAACGUCCCUUAACGGAUCGUCAGAAAUCUUAUGCUCUUUCUGACGUUACACACCUACGCCAUAUCUAUAAAAAAAUGAUUCAACAGCUGGAUCAAAAGGAUCGUCGGGAUUGGGUGAAGGAAGAUAUGGAGGCUUUAAACAAUCCAAAGCUCUACUUCACGGAUCCUGAAGAGGCUUGGAAAAAAGUAAAAGCAAGAGUGAGUGAUCCGCGCAUUUUGGCGCGCAUUCGCGAAAUUGCUAAAGUGCGAGAAACGUAUGCCCAGGAAAAUAAUAUUGCUCGGAAACGUGUUCUUCAGGAUGAAAAUGUGGUUGAUAUUGCAGUGCAACGACCUAAAG
Molecule: messenger RNA, 693 nt
Organism: Stylophora pistillata
Lineage: Eukaryota; Metazoa; Cnidaria; Anthozoa; Scleractinia; Pocilloporidae
Product: ribonuclease D-like
Source: RefSeq, a predicted model, not a curated record